AUGCCGGCAACCUCAGAGGACGUUCUUCUCUGGCGCAAGUCUUGCGACGGCUCUGAGUGCGAGUACUACAGCGUGGGAAACGGCUACUGCUUGAUGAGGACUUCUGACCACCAGGAGAUGCAGCGUCUGCAGAUGAUGGAGAACGAAGAAGUGGCGAGGCUAGCUAAGAGCGGCAUCCGGCUAGAUACUGCUUCCGCCUCGGGGCGCGCCUCUGCUCCGCCAGUGUGGCUGAUUCCAUCCAACUGUCGCGUCCGGAGUUUGGGACCCACACCACCCCAGAUCUGGCAAGACCGCCAGAACAGGACGACCCCUGCAGAAGCUUGGCCGGUGGAAGUUCAGCUCUUUCACUGCCCGAAGACCGUGCCCUUAGCCAUCCUCACGGUGCCCAAAUGCGGGACAACAUCCACAAUCAACUGGGCAUUGCAGAUGGAAGGUGAGGAGGACCUUCGCGCACUGGUACAUGGAGCCAGUGUAUUUUUGCGACAUCAAGGUCCUGGAGAGUUUUCCGAAUCCUUCAUGGUCCCGGAGCUGCAGAGGGCGGCAGCUGACGGCGCCGUCCCGCAUGCCAAAAUGUCGGGUGAGGACUGGAGCAAUGCCAUGAUGUACAGGGCAAUCCACCGCUACAAGCCGGGAGCUGAACAGUAUGAUGAGAGAGUGUCUGUGGACAGGGAGUUCCUUCCGCCGGCGCACCUGUGCCCGUUUUGCUGCCUGUACGGACAUGGUCGACAGCAUGUGGUUUUGGCCAGAAAUCCAUACGUAAGGAUGACAUCGUACUUUCGGUUCUCAUGGCUGAACAACGUUGCGGUCUGGGGCAAGCACAAAUGGACGACCUGGGAAGGUUUUAGAGAAUGGUUAGCGUUCGUGGUGCAUGCUCGCAGCAUUAUGCCGGGAGGGUUUGCCAAUGGUCUGCAAUGGGCCAAAAACAUCCACCAGUCUUGCAGCCAAAGUUCUCCGCGGCUUCCUGGCACCGCUCUCCACCCGUUUGUGUGCGAGACCAAGUUUUAUUCCCUUUCAGCGGAAGACAUCUUCCACAUACGUCCGUUGAGCGACAUGGUGCAUGACGAGCGCUUCCUGGCCGGGUCUUCUUUUCUGGACACCGCAGUGGUCCUGCAUCUGGAGACGCUGCACGACGACAUUGCAAUGCUUGAUGAUGUGCUUUGCAGGAGGUUCUCUUUCUGUGGUCAGUUGCCGCCGUUUCCGCAAGUGCUGCCUGGUAAAAACAUCCGGGACAGCAUGCUCGACGGUGCCAUCAAAGAGCACUGCAGCUUCAGUGAGAAGACGUUGCAGUGGCGGAACUGCACGGCUCCUGCCUGGCCGGAGCUGUGGACGCCAUCGCUGAGAAGCCUGAUGAUCGAACACUACGGCGACGACUUCAGAUGGCUUGGGUACUCCACGGAUCCACGUCAUCUGAUGCCGAUGGAUGCGAAAAUAGAGUGGGAGCAGCUUGCUUCGGGUUGUGCAGGUCAAAGCAGACGUCUGGGUAUAUUGCCUCUCUUCAGCUCUCUUGCCUCAUAUCCCCUAAGGCCUGCCCUCUGUGCCCUCAAAGCCCAAAGCCAGGCAGCGCAGCCUGCCUUGGCCCAGCGCUGGCUCCGUGCCAUGGAGCGCCGAGGGAUCCAGCCGCAGCCUCGCAAGACACACGGGCGUUCCCCCCGCAUGCGGACGUCGAUAGAGCAGGUCAUGGCUUCAGAGGGUUGGAUGCAAGGACACACCCAAAAGCCCGAUCCUGAAAUGUAG
Molecule: messenger RNA, 1734 nt
Organism: Symbiodinium natans
Lineage: Eukaryota; Dinophyceae; Suessiales; Symbiodiniaceae
Source: the annotation of a GenBank genome assembly